AUGUCCACCGACGUCGAAGGGGCUGCCGCGGUGACGGCUGUGGCGCAGAGCAGCGGCCCUGAUGCUGAUGCCGGGGGAAACAAGUUCUCGCAUGCCAUCGCGGCGUGGAGGAAUGUCGACCUGACCAACCUCAUCUCCAACCUCGACAACACGGCAUCGGAAAUCGUCACGUAUCAGCGGGACUCGACGGUGCAGCGCAAGGAGUUGGCGCAAAAGACAAAGGAUUUUCGAAAGUUGGACGAUGCGACAAAGUUGACAGAGAUCAAAGGGCUUCUCAAAGCAUACCAAACCUUCAUCGACCUCCUUACGAACCACUCCAAGUCGGUCAACUCGGCGUUUCUCAAGGCUUACAGCUCGCUGUCCGAAGCUCCCGAUCCGUACCCAUUACUAGAAGCAUCGGUUGAUUCGAUGCUCGUGUCCGAAGACACGCUACCAAAAGUGACAGAAGAGAAUCAGCACCUGCAAAAGAGCGUCGCAAAGCUCACGGCGCAGCUCGAAGAAUCCGAGUCCCGACUUCAGAGCGAGCGCGCUGCGCGAAAGGAACUUGAAGACCAAUUGGAGAGCAAGGUCAAGGAAGUAGAGGCGUCCUGGACUGCCGUCCUGGACGAGAAGAAGGAUAAUUGGGAGGCCAAGGAAAAGACGCUCGAAGAGAAGAUUGCGAACCAAGAGCGCCUUUUGAGCGAAGUCAAGGCCAACUACGAAGUCAACCAGCGGCUGGGGAAGGCCAGCGGCGACGACCAGGAUGGCCAACGUACCCAGGCCUUGAACGCAGAGCUGGAGAUGCUCCAUGUGGAUCUGGAGAGGACGAGCUCUCGGCUGGCCGAGGUCGAAGCGCGGAAUGAGCAGAUGAGACUCGAGCUGGCCCAGGCCAAGUCAUCGCAACAGACCCAGUCAACAUCCCUGGAGGACGACCCUGGAUACAUGCGCAUGCGCUCAGAGAAUUCGUCUCUGGUGCGCAAACUGGAAGCGGCGAGAGUGGAAAAGGAAGGAUAUAAGCGAGAACUCGACAGCAAGCUACGAUCUGUAGAGCGGGAGGUGGCUUUGCUAAGGGAGGAAAAGGAGUCUCUCAAGGCAAAGGUCGACAAGUGGGCCGAUUAUGAAGAAGUGAAGCAGGAGCUCGAGGUGCUCAAGAGCAUCGAGUUCUCGACGGGUGAUGACGACGAGGCAGCGCAUGAUAUGGAAGGUGUCGCCAGCAAAGGGGAUACUCUGGAAAAGCUGCUAUUGGCACGGAACAAGAAGCUCAAUGACGAGCUGACGAUCCUUCGCGUGUCACAUCAAGAUCUGCAGCGCAGGUUGGAGGAUAUCCAAGAGGAGCUUUCGAGGACCAAUGCAGAGUUGGAGAAGGCUCAGAACCUGAACGAGAAGCUGGAGAGCGACUUGGAGAGCCUCCAGGCAGAAGGGGCGAAUGCGUUCCCGUCCGGUGCGUCCGUUGCGGGCACCUACAUCACCCGGGCGCAGGGGCGCAAGGGAAGGAUCUCACCCACAUCAUCCAUCAUCAGCGGGAUAGAUCCUCGGACGGCGCCAGGAGAGCGCGAGCCAAUGGGAGGAGGCUCCGGCAUCCUCCCCAUGGUGACGGCGCAGAGAGACCGGUUCAGGAAGAGGAAUGCUCAGCUGGAGCAGGAGCUUUCAGAAAGUCAUCGAGUUGUGCAGCAGCUGCGUCAAGAAGUGGCUGCUCUGCAAAAGGACAACCUGAACCUCUACGAAAAGACAAGGUACGUGUCGACGUACAGCCGAGGGGGGGCAACAACCUCGUCUUCAUCGGCCUACGCAACGAACCCCAACCCAUCGACAGUCACAAUUGGCGGGUCAGGAAACCCCGGCAUGGAGCUGGAUCGGUACAGGAAGGCGUACGAGUCCAACAUCUCGCCAUUUGCGGCAUUCCGCGGCCGAGAGUCUGCCCGGGCAUACCGGCGCAUGAGUCUCCCUGAGAGGGUAGUGUACUCGGUCACGCGUAUGGUUCUGGCGUCGCGGACAAGCAGGAACCUGUUUGCCGCGUACUGCGUGGCGCUCCACGUCCUCGUCUUCUUCUCGCUGUAUUGGCUGGGGACGUCGGACCUGGAGAGGCACGCGAGCAACUUCGGGUCAUCGGCAGCUGCAGCCGCGGCGGGGGCUGCCUCUGGCGGAGGGGCAGUAGGGGGAGGAGCGCCAAGCGGAGGCCAUGGCGAUUGGCAGGAGGAUGGCUUUGAUGGGUGA
Messenger RNA from Trichoderma reesei QM6a, 2193 nucleotides. RefSeq names its product Golgi membrane protein. Lineage: Eukaryota; Fungi; Ascomycota; Sordariomycetes; Hypocreales; Hypocreaceae. Gene Ontology annotation, cellular component: Golgi membrane. Bases 1 to 2193 code for a protein of 730 amino acids. The transcript has 3 exons. The record is from RefSeq and is a predicted model, not a curated record. Gene Ontology annotation, biological process: intra-Golgi vesicle-mediated transport.